This is a messenger RNA of Cicer arietinum (chickpea), 2761 nucleotides long. Its product is annotated as pentatricopeptide repeat-containing protein At1g79490, mitochondrial. Gene Ontology annotation, molecular function: protein binding. The record is from RefSeq and is a predicted model, not a curated record. Lineage: Eukaryota; Viridiplantae; Streptophyta; Magnoliopsida; Fabales; Fabaceae.
UAGGUAUAAAAAAACUCAGAAGAGAGAGGGAGAAGUUGAAUUGAAAUGUUGUGUGUGAGAUACAUAAAUCUCUGAAACAGCGUUUCAGGGUUUUAGCAUUCGAUUCUACAACAACCUACGACUAGUUCACCAUAACAUCAAAAUAAAGUGAGUCACCAAUUCCAUCAAUUGUAUUCAUUCAAUGUUCCAUAAUCGCCAAUUGCUUUUUACUUCUUCCAAUCUCUAUAAACUCACCCACCAUCUUCCCUUUCUUUCUCGCUCUCACUCCUCCACUUCCCCAACACCCUUUUCCCCAAAGUUUACGUUUUUACCUUCUACAACCGGUUUCACUUCCACGUGGGGAAUCCCAGGUUUGUUCAAAGAUUCAAACUUUAUAGAUAAAAAUGUUAGUUUCAUUAGAUGUUACUGUAAUAAUAGUGGUGGGUCUAAGGAAUGGACAGAGGAAAUUGAAUAUUUAGAUGAAUCAGGUAGUGUUAUUUAUAAGGGUAAGGGUGUUAGGUCUGUGAUGCCUGGGGUUGAUGAUCAUGUUAUGGUGGGUGAGGUUAAGAAACCCUUUUUGAAUGCUUUGGCUGGUGCAAAAAUUGUUGACGUUGUUAUGAGGUGGAAGUGGGGUCCUGAAUUGGAGACCCAAUUGGAUAAACUUCAGUUUGUACCAAACAUGACUCACAUUGCUCAAGCUUUGAAGCUUAUUAAUGAUGGUGACGCUCGUUUGAGUUUGUUUAGGUGGGCUAAGAGACAAUCUUGGUAUUCACCUAGUGAUGAUUGUUAUGUUAUGUUGUUUGAUGGUUUGAAUCAGCGUAAGGAUUUUGAUGGGAUACAAUCGUUGUUUGAUGAGAUGGUUGGUGAUUCUAGUAAUAGUGGGGUUUCGUUGGUUGUUUCGUGUAAUCGAGUGAUUCGGUACUUGGCUAAGGCUGAGAGGUUGGAAGUUGCUUUUUGUUGCUUUAAGAAAAUACAGGAUGGGGGUUGUGAAGUUGACACGGAAACGUAUAAUUCGCUUAUUACUUUGUUUUUGAAUAAGGGUUUGCCUUAUAAGGGGUUUGAGAUAUAUGAGAGCAUGGAGAAAGCCAAUUGUUCGUUGGAUAGUUCAACUUAUGAGUUGAUGAUUCCAAACUUGGCAAAGUCGGGCCGUCUUGAUGCUGCUUUCAAACUUUUCCAAGAAAUGAAAGGAAGAGAUUUCCGUCCGGGUUUAAACAUUUUUGCAUCGCUUGUCGAUUCAUUGGGGAAGGCAGGGAGAUUGGACAGUGCUAUGAAAGUUUACAUGGAGAUGCGAGGUUAUGGGUACCGGCCACCCCCUACUAUAUACGUUUCUUUAAUUGAAUCUUAUGUAAAAUCGGGAAAGUUAGAGACCGCUUUGAGGCUUUGGGAUGAGAUGAAAUUAGCAGGGUUCAGGCCAAACUUCGGCUUGUAUACGUUGAUCAUCGAGUCCCAUGCAAAAUCAGGGAAGCUUGAUAUUGCUAUGUCUGCAUUUUCAGACAUGGAGAAAGCUGGAUUUCUACCGACUCCAUCUACGUAUGCUUGUCUCUUGGAAAUGCACGCUGCGUCUGGACAAAUUGAUCAUGCCAUGAAACUGUACAAUUCAAUGACUAAUGCAGGUUUAAGGCCAGGCCUAAGCACUUACACCAUUCUUUUAACUCUACUGGCUAAUAAGAAGCUGGUGGACGUCGCGGCCAAAAUUCUACUUGAAAUGAAGGCCAUGGGAUAUUCUGUGGAUGUAACAGCUAGUGAUGUUUUGAUGGUGUAUAUCAAGGAAGGUUCGGUUGAUCUUGCUUUGAGGUGGUUGCGUUUCAUGGGUUCGUCUGGGGUCAGAACCAAUAAUUUUAUAAUUAGGCAGUUGUUUGAGUCUUGCAUGAAGAACGGGAUAUAUGAGUCAGCCAAGCCUCUUCUCGAGACAUAUGUUAACUCUGCUGCAAAAGUCGAUUUGAUACUUUACACCUCUAUUUUAGCUCAUCUUGUCAGGUGCCAAGAAGAAGAGAAUGAGAGGCAUUUGAUGUCCAUCCUUAGUGCUACAAAGCAUAAGGCACACUCUUUUAUGUGUGGACUUUUCACUGGUCCGGAACAGAGAGGGCAACCGGUUUUGUCUUUUGUCAGGGAAUUUUUCCAAAGUAUUGAUUACGAAUUGGAGGAAGGUGCUGCAAAGUACUUUGUCAAUGUUCUUCUCAAUUACCUAGUUCUUAUGGGACAGAUAAAUCGAGCUCGGUGCGUUUGGAAGGUUGCUUAUGAGAAUAAACUUUUCCCAAAGGCUAUAGUUUUUGAUCAGCACAUUGCUUGGUCACUUGAUGUUAGAAACUUGUCGGUUGGAGCCGCCCUUAUAGCAGUAGUGCACACUCUUCACAGGUUCAGAAAGCGUAUGCUAUAUUAUGGUAUUGUCCCGCGACGGAUUAAAUUGGUGACGGGACCAACUUUAAAGAUUGUGAUUGCACAGAUGUUAAGCUCAGUAGAGUCGCCGUUCGAGGUGAGUAAAGUGGUUCUUAGGGCACCGGGAGAUUCUGUCAUGGAGUGGUUUAAGAAACCAAUAGUUCAGCAGUUUCUUCUGAAUGAAAUUCCAUCUAGGGCUGAUAUCCUGAUGCACAAGCUGAACAUACUUUUCCCCAACUCUGCUCCCGAAAUUAGAUCUCUGUCGCCUCCUAAACCUCUACUUGCAGGCCGAGCAGAGUAAACAGUCUUAAUGUUUGAGGUACACUUUCUUUGUAUGUUCGGUAAGCUGAUACUAUAGACAGAUAUGUACUAUUUAAGAAUUUUGAAUGAAAUAUUUUUAGAUUUA